AUGACAGGUACGUCCAUCCCGCGAUGUAGAGGGCAGAGUCGAGAGGACAGAAUCGAGAGGGCGGAGUCGAGAGGGCAGAGUCGAGAGGGCGGAGUCGAGAGGGCAGAGUCGAGAGGGCGGAGUCGAGAGGAAAGAGCCGAGAGGGCAGAGUCGAGAGGACAGAGUCGAGAGGGCGGAGUCGAGAGGGCAGAGUCGAGAGGGCGGAGUCGAGAGGGCGGACUCUCUCUCUCUCUCUCUCUCUCUCUCUCUCCUUCUCAAACUAUCGGCAUCAAUUUUAUUUGCAUUAUUUCGUUGUUUAUUUCAUUCUCUUUCAAUUAUUCUAUUUAUUCCAUAUUUAAGUCACCCUCAAACAUUCCUUAUUCCAUUCUCUUUCAAGCAAUUUUAUUCAUUCCUUAUUUCUUUCUCUUUCAAACACUUUAUUUUAUUCUCUUUCAAUCGUUCUAUUUCAUUCUUUGUUUCAUUAUCUUGCAAUCACUUUCUUUAUUCCUCCAUUCUUUCUCUUUCAAACACUUUAUUUUAUUCUCUUUCAACCGCUCUCUUUCAUUCUCUUUCAGUCAUUUUAAUCCAUUCUUUGUCAAUCACUUAAUUUCAUUUAUUAUCUAUUUUUCUUUGAAUCACUUUAUUUCAUAUUUUAUCUCAAUUUUCAUUAUUUUUCAAUCACUUUCUUUCAUUCUCUUUCAGUCGCUCUAUUUCUUCCUUAUUUCAAUCAAGUUUCUAAUCUGUUCAUCUUUUUCAUUUUCAAUCUUUUCAUUUCAUUCUUUAUUUGCGUUCUCUUUCAAAUAUUUUCUUUAUAUAGCUUUAUUUCAUUCUCUUUCGCUCGCUGUAUUAUUCAUUAUUUCAUUCACUUUUAAUCCCUUUAUCACAUUCUCUUUCAAUAUUUCUUUUCAUUCUCUUUCAAUCAAUUUAUUUCAUUCUUUUUCACUCGAAAUGAGACAUUUAAGAGAAAUAUAUAUUCGACCCUUACUCUCUCUUCUGCUGAAUUCUCGUCUUUCUCUCUUUCCCUUUAACGCGCCAUGUUUUUAUCCGUUUUAA
This is a messenger RNA of Acanthosepion pharaonis, 1032 nucleotides long. The record is from the annotation of a GenBank genome assembly. Lineage: Eukaryota; Metazoa; Mollusca; Cephalopoda; Sepiida; Sepiidae.